AUGGCUUCACAUAACGCAUUCUCCGUUACCGUCCACCCACACCCAUCACCUAAUCGAGGUGCCUGCGCUUAUGAGCUCGGAAAUACGAAUUCUAAGAACGCAUUGGUCUUCAUCGGGGGUUUGGGGGAUGGGCCUCACACGGUACCAUACAUCAGAACCGUGGCUAAGCAUUUGGAAAGCGCAGGUAAAGAGCUCGAUUAUUCUGUGUUUGAGCUGCGGAUGCGAAGCUCCUUUAUUGGAUUUGGGACCUCCAGCCUCAGCAACGACGUUGACGAUAUUGCCGCUUUGGUGAAGUAUUUGCGGGGAUUGGGCAAGGAGAAUAUUGUCUUAUUUGGCCAUUCGACAGGUUGCCAGGAUUGCAUGGAGUACAGCGACUAUGUCAAGCACAGCAACCCACCAGUUGAUGCCUUCAUUAUGCAAGGUCCCGUCUCGGACCGGGAAGCGAUGUCGGUCAUCUUCCCGAGCUAUGAAGAGAGCAUCGUGCUAGCAGAUUCAAUGAUCGCUGCUGGAAAGGCUGGCGACUGUCUCCCAGGCGACAAAAUUCCAAAGGCUUUUGCAGCACCCAUCUCUGCCUAUCGAUUUAAAUCUCUUGCAGCAAAGGGCGGAGAUGAUGACUACUUUUCCUCAGAUUUUGACGACACAAAGUUGGCCGAACUUUGGAGUCGGUUCAACAAACCAGUUCUAGUCUUACACUCAGACGAAGACGAGUUUGUGCCAGAACAUGUGGACCAGGCUGAUCAGAAUAAGAGGUUCCAAGGGGCAAGUCCUAUGGUUAGUCCGUUGUCAGGACUUAUUCCCGACGCGGGCCAUACGGUUGAGGAAGAGGCAGCGAGAGAGUGGCUAGGCAAAAAAGUGGUGGAAUUUUUGGGAACCUUGAAGAACUAG
Messenger RNA from Pochonia chlamydosporia 170, 885 nucleotides. RefSeq names its product esterase/lipase. Lineage: Eukaryota; Fungi; Ascomycota; Sordariomycetes; Hypocreales; Clavicipitaceae. The coding region runs from base 1 to 885 and encodes 294 amino acids. The transcript is spliced from 3 exons. The record is from RefSeq and is a predicted model, not a curated record.